GGAUCUGACGUCCCCCCAACCGAUCCUUCCACUUUUCCUGGCCCGCUUGUUCUCCCCGACGACGACCUCGCGCUGGAACCUCGGUAUCCGCCGCAGAGUUUGAGGUCUUGGGCGACGGGGGAGUGGAGGAAUCGGAUUACAGAGGGGAGGAAGACGCUUUAUGUUGCUGAUUUUCCGGGUGUGGAGGAAGGUCUCGCCUCGAUGGUAAGGGAGUGGGAGGUUCCUGUGUUGGAGGGAGCUGCGACGGAUGGAUUUGGGGGAGGGCUGAAGCAGCCGAGGGUUGAGGAUGUCGUCUCGUAUUUUGAGGCGUUUUAUCAUCCUCUUCCUGUGGAGAUUCUGCCUACCGCGUUUAGGUUUGUGAAGUGGGACGAGAGUGUUCCUCUUCGUGGGAAGGAAAAGAAGGAGACGCCGUUCAGGAUCGGCCUCGCGACUGGAUCAUCUGCCAACGCAGCAGUCAUCGGGAUCCGAUGCCGCCCUUCCCCCGACGGGAUUGCAAAAUAUCAACUUAACCUCAACGACCUCCUGGACGCGCUUUCAGGGGUGCUGCCGGUGGAUGCAUACGCUGCGUGUAUGCUCAUCGCGCAGGAUCUGUAUGAAGACGAGGAUGAUGACUUCUGUUGUGGGAGGGCGUUUGGGGGCAGUCGGAUAUGUACUGUGAGUUCGUUUCGGUAUCGGCCUGCGAUGGAUGGGGUUAUGGGGGUUGAGAGGGGGCAUGGGUGGCCUGCUAGUCAUUGUGGGCGGUUUAUGGAGGGGGCAGGUGGUGAGAUGGAGGCGGAUGGGAAGGGGAAAGGAAGAUUGAAGAAAGGGGAAAAGAAGGAGAAGGUUGGUGGUGGUGAGGUUCUGGUUGAUUUGAGGAAGGUCAAAGGCACGGCCAUGGGCUUCGCCAUCUCCGCCUCGAGAAAUGUCCUCGUACCACGGGAAGCAUCACGGAAUAAGAAGCAAGCGGAGGAGGACUUGUACGGCAUGUGGUUCUCACGUGUCGCGAGGACGGCGGUUCACGAGGUUGGUCACUGUCUUGGGAUGGAUCAUUGCGUUUAUUAUGCCUGCGUUAUGCAGGGCACGGGAGGGUUGGGCGAGGACUCGAGACAGCCGCCGUACUUUUGUCCUGUUUGUGAGGCCAAGUUUAUCUGGGGCUUGGGGGAGACGGGGGUUGUUGAGGGGGGAAGGGGAGGGAGGUGGAUGGAGGGCAGGAUGAGGGAGGUUGAGAAGGAGAGGAUGGAGGUUAUGGGGGCUUUUUGUGAGAGGUGGAAGGGGGUUGGGAUGUUUGCUGGGCUUGGGGGAUGGUUGGAGGCUCGGUUGAAAAUG
This is a messenger RNA of Colletotrichum godetiae, 1305 nucleotides long. RefSeq lists its product as uncharacterized. The record is from RefSeq and is a predicted model, not a curated record. The transcript is spliced from 2 exons. The annotation marks the transcript as partial. Gene Ontology annotation, molecular function: metallopeptidase activity. Lineage: Eukaryota; Fungi; Ascomycota; Sordariomycetes; Glomerellales; Glomerellaceae. Gene Ontology annotation, biological process: proteolysis.